AUGGCUAUGGAGCUGCUGAACAUCGUGUUGCUGCUAGUACCGGCAGUGAUCGCACAGACGGACACGCGGAUUGUUGGGGGCUACCCCUGUGAGAAAGCCCAGCCCUGGCAGGCCGCGAUCUUCGAUUUAAACCGGCUGUACUGCGGAGGGGUGCUCAUCAACAAGGAGUGGGUGAUGACGGCUGCUCACUGCAGACUGCCUGGCACCACCAACAUACGGCUGGGCGAGUACAACCUGCGGCAGUUGGAUGACUCCGAGCAGCGCCGGAUGGCAGCGAAACUCAUUCCCCACCCCAGCUACAACCCCGCCACCAAGGACAACGACAUCAUGCUCAUCAAACUCAUCACCCCCGUGCAGCUGAAUAACAACGUGCACCCCAUCGCACUGGCCAGCAAAGCCGCCCCGCCGGGGAGCCUCUGCCAGGUGUCUGGAUGGGGCACCACCACCUCCCCCCAGCCAGCAUCAUUCCCAGCCUUGCUGCAGUGUGCCGACAUCAGAAUCAUCUCAGCGGCGGAAUGUCGAAGAGAGUAUUCCAGCUUGGUCACGGACAACAUGCUGUGUGCCGGUGUGCGACAAGGAGGCAUUGAUUCUUGCCAGGGUGACUCCGGGGGUCCCCUGGUAUGCGGCGGGACCCUCCAAGGCAUCGUGUCGUGGGGGUUGGAGGAGUGCGCCCAACCUAACAAACCGGGUGUUUACACCAAGGUCAGCAAAUACAUCAACUGGAUCCAGCAAACUGUACGGGGCGGGUGA
Molecule: messenger RNA, 750 nt
Organism: Emys orbicularis (European pond turtle)
Lineage: Eukaryota; Metazoa; Chordata; Testudines; Emydidae
Product: kallikrein-14-like
Exons: 5
Coding region: 1-750 (249 amino acids)
Biological process (GO): proteolysis
Molecular function (GO): serine-type endopeptidase activity
Source: RefSeq, a predicted model, not a curated record